AUGGCCGCGAUGGACGAGGCCGACAAGGUACCUGUUACUGUACUUACUGGAUUCCUCGGCUCCGGCAAGACGACGUUAUUGAACCACAUCCUCACGCAGCAGCACGGCAAAAAAUUGGCGGUGAUUGAGAACGAAUUUGGGGAAGUCGGCAUCGACGACGACUUGCUAAAAAAAAAUACAAGAAUGCAAGCGGACGAGGAGAUCAUCGAGAUGAUGAACGGGUGCAUCUGCUGCACCGUGAGACAAGACUUAGUCGUUGUGCUGGACAAGCUCGCGAAGCGGGUGCAGGCCGGCACUUUGAAACUGGACGGCAUCGUGAUAGAAACGACGGGCAUGGCCGACCCGGCGCCCGUCGCGCAGACUUUUUUUGUGGAGCCGAAGGUUGCUGCGUUUGCUAGAUUGGAUGGGAUCAUCACGCUGGUCGACGCGAAGCACAUCAUCCAGCACCUCGACGAGGAGAAGCCGGAGGGCGCCGAGAACGAGGCCGUCGAGCAGGUCGCCUUCGCCGACCGCAUCCUGCUGAACAAGAUCGAUCUAGCGACGGAGCCCGAGUUAGUAGCAGUAGAGCAGCGCCUGAAGGGCAUCAACGCCUUCGCGCCGAUCAUUCGCAGCGAGAAGUCCCAAGUGUCCGUCGACCAAGUGCUGGGCAUCAAGGCUUUUGAUCUGAAGAAGACGCUGGAGAUGGACCCCGAGUUCCUGGACACGGAGGGCGAGCACGAGCACGACGAUAGUGUCACGAGUAUGUCCAUUACGACGUCGGGCGAAGUUCAUAUGUUGUUGGUGAACGACUGGGUCGGCGACGUCCUCAAGAACCUGGGGAACGAUAUCUACCGCAUGAAAGGUGUUUUAGCGGUGGCCGGUUCUCCGAAGAAAUUCGUGUACCAGGCCGUGCACAUGAUUUUUGAUGGAGUGUUCGAGGGCGAGUGGGGUCCCAACGAACCGCGGGGCAACAAGCUCGUCUUCAUCGGCAAGAACCUCGACAAACAAUCCUUACAAAGGGGCUUCGAGGCGUGUUUGGACACUCCACAAAACAGGGCCAAAAUAGAAGAGGCGGAGAUGAUCAAGGUCUUCGAGCGGCAGCAGAACGCGUUGCUCGGGGCGGCGCAGCGCGACGACGUCGUGGCCAUCAAGAACAUCCUCCAGUCCGGGGCCGCCGUGUCGUACGCUAAUUCUGUCGGCCAGACCGCUUUGCACAUCGCGACGCUCUGGGGCAACGCGUCGGCCGUCGAGGCUCUUGUGCAGGCGGGAGCUGCGGUGGAUCAAGUGAACGACCUCGGUGCGCAGACGCCUCUCCACUUAUUGGCCUCUCGUGUGGGCAAACAGUCGAACACUGCGAACCGAAUCCUCUGCGCCAAGACUCUUAUCAAAGCAGGGUGCGACCUGGGCAAGAAGAACGAGGACGGCGUCAUGGCCUACCAGUACCUCAACGGCGAGGAGGGCGACGACGUCGUCGAAUUGCGGAAGCUCAUCACGCCCUUCUGA
This is a messenger RNA of Pelagomonas calceolata, 1482 nucleotides long. The record is from the annotation of a GenBank genome assembly. Lineage: Eukaryota; Pelagophyceae; Pelagomonadales; Pelagomonadaceae.